AUGAUCUGGCGAGACGUCACCUUGUUGGCGCUCUGCAAUGCCGCCCUCAUCUCAGCACAGGACUCUGCUUCAGUCUUCUCGAAAGCCUCCAACGACAGCCUACUAUGGGGACCCUAUCGUCCGAACCUCUACUUUGGCCUUCGGCCACGGCUGCCCAAGUCACUGACUACUGCUCUGUUAUGGUCCAGAGUUGAAGACUUCAAUCACCCUUCCAAUGGCAUGCGGUUUACAUGCGAGCAAAAUGAAGACAUGGCUGGCUAUGGCUGGGACAAGUACGACCCAAGAACUGGUGGAGUGCAAACUAUAUACGACAAGGGCAAUGGCAUCGACAUGGAGACCUCGUUCGUCAAAUUCGACGAAGGUAGAGCUGGAUGGGGUGCAAGAGUAAAGGGCACUGUUCGAGAAGAUGCAGAGCCAAGUCUGGGCAGUCAGGACGGUGUCAAAGAGGGCUUGAAGACGGCCGUCUGGUUCACUGUAGGCGCUGAAGGGUUGAGUACUCUGGACGUGGUAGGGGCUGCAGAAGGGAAAGAACUAGGCUUUGAUCGGAAUGUUGUCAUCAACGGACAGACGACAGACUUAGGCGACUUCAGUCUGACGGUCGCUGAAUUGCCUGGAAAGAACUCCAAGCCUCAUCAUAACCAUCCUUCGUACAACGAGAAGCCACUGGAGCAUACACUCAUUCACUCUGUCCAAGUACCAGAGGAGGCACUUUGGCAAAGCAAGCCUCUCGUUUUCAGUUCCUUGAAGACGACGAUCGACGCCUAUGUCGAGAAGUACACCCAAGAACAGAUGCCGCCACCUUGGCAGACCUAUACCUUGCAAGAUCUCCCUGGCUCAGGCAAUUUCCAGAUGGUUCAGAAAGUGUUCGAAGGUGACUUUGAGUUUGACAUCUUCUACACGCCGGCCAAGGUCUCGAAGACACCGUCAUCGGCCGACUUGACCAAGGAGAUCAACAAGGUCACCACUGCCUUCGACUCGAAGUUCAAGAGUGUCCUUGCACCAAGCAGGCCUUUUACGAAGGAAGACCAUCAGACUUUUAGCCAAUCGCUCUUUUCCAAUCUCAUUGGCGGUAUCGGCUACUUCUACGGUGACCAGAUGAUCGACCGUUCGUACGCACCAGAGUAUGAAGAGGAGAAUGAAGGCUUCUACCAAGAAACAGCUGAAGCUCGCGCACGGAACCAGCAGCAGCUUGAGGGGCCGUACGAGCUGUUUACGUCUAUCCCUAGCCGGCCUUUCUUCCCAAGAGGGUUUCUGUGGGAUGAAGGGUUCCAUCUGUUGCCGAUUGUUGACUGGGACGCGGAGCUCGUGAUGCAGAUUUUGAGCAGCUGGUUCAACACCAUGGAUGAAGACGGCUGGAUCCCGAGAGAGCAGAUUCUCGGUAAUGAGGCAAGGACCAAAGUGCCGCAAGAGUUUCAAGUACAGUAUCCGCACUAUGCCAACCCUCCGACGCUCUUCAUGGUGCUCGAGGACCUACUGGACAAAGUCGAGGGCAAGAAAGCAGAUGCCGAAGUUGCAAAGGUACUGAAGCCUUGGUUAGCAGAACUGUUCCCACUGCUGCAACGCAACUUCGACUGGUACCGCAAGACGCAGUUUGGCGAUCUGAAGAGCUACGAUCGGCCUGCUUUCAGCUCGAAGGAGGCGUAUCGCUGGCGUGGAAGGUCACCGCAGCACAUUCUGACUUCUGGCCUCGACGAUUAUCCACGACCACAGCCGCCUCAUCCAGGUGAGCUUCACGUCGACCUUAUCUCGUGGAUGGGUAUGAUGGCAAGAUCGAUGCAUCGCAUCGCGUCAUACCUCGAAGAGAGUGAAGAUGCAGCUCGCACUGCGAAGAUGGCGGAAGCCAUUCGCAAGAACGUCAAUGACCUUCACUGGUCAGCAAAGGACAAGACGUUUUGUGAUGCAACGAUCGAUGACUACGAAGAGAGUGUGCACGUCUGCCACAAAGGCUACAUCAGCAUCUUCCCGUUCAUGACCGGAUUGAUUGGCCCAGACCAUGAGCAUCUCAAGGCUGUGCUCGACCUGAUUGCGGACGAGGACGAGCUGUGGAGUCCGCACGGCAUCAGAAGUUUGAGUAAAGCAGACGAGCUGUACGGGACCGAAGAGAACUACUGGCGCAGUCCGGUCUGGAUGAACAUGAAUUACCUCAUCGUACGGCAACUGCUCAACACCGCACAAGCCGCAGGACCACAGCAGAAGAAGGCCACAAAGAUGUACAGUUCUCUCCGCAAGAACCUCGUCAACACCGUGUACGAGUCAUGGAAGGAGACUGGCUUCGCUUGGGAGCAGUAUAACCCCGAGACAGGCAAGGGUCAGCGUACGAGGCAUUUCACCGGUUGGACGAGUUUGGUGGUCAAGAUUAUGCGGAUGCCGGAGUCGCCGAGGGAUGAUGGGCAUGACGAGCUGUAG
Saxophila tyrrhenica is the source of this 2406-nucleotide messenger RNA. It is a transcript of the gene CWH41, whose product is annotated as Processing alpha glucosidase I. The record is from RefSeq and is a predicted model, not a curated record. Gene Ontology annotation, cellular component: endoplasmic reticulum membrane. Bases 1 to 2406 code for a protein of 801 amino acids. Gene Ontology annotation, molecular function: Glc3Man9GlcNAc2 oligosaccharide glucosidase activity. NCBI's taxonomy places the organism in Eukaryota, Fungi, Ascomycota, Dothideomycetes, Mycosphaerellales, Extremaceae. The transcript is spliced from 3 exons. Gene Ontology annotation, biological process: oligosaccharide metabolic process; protein N-linked glycosylation.